AUGUCGGGAUAUCCAUACGGAAAUUCAGUAGGCGGGGGGGCAAUACAAUACUCACAGGGCCAGAUUCCCCAACAACGCCCAGGUACAGUAAUGUCAUCUCCUUUUCAAGGAAUGUCUGAAGGAGUACCAAAAACUACUCCUUUUGGAGUGCAAGGUCAACAUCAGAAUCAGAGUCAAAGUAUUGGCCAAAAUCAAGGUUAUCCACAGAGCGGAGGAUAUUAUGGCUCAAGCAAUGAUAAUAAUACUAUUCAAGGUCAAAAUAGAAUUCGGCCUGGUAUGAUGAUUCCAGUAGGAAUGGGACAGCAAACUCAAGGCCAAAGCCAAGCUCAAACUGGCUAUUAUAAUUCGAAUCCAGUUUCAAAAGAUAUUGGAAAUAAUAAUACAACAAUAACUGGCGGACUAUCAAUGAGCGAAAUACAACAACUUAAUGCUCCAUCAUACUUUGUGAGACCAUCUGUCUCAAAAGUCCCAAGCUCAGCAAGUCUUAAACAGAAAGCCCAUAUUCCUGUUGGUCUAGUUUUCCAACCUUUAGCAAGUCCUCCUCCUGGAUAUCCUGAAGUACCAACAGUUUCUUUUGGAUCUAGUGGUGUAUUAGUUAGAUGUAAGCCCUGCAGAACUUAUAUUAAUCCAUUUGUUAGAUGGGAAGCAGGAGGGCGUCGUUGGAUAUGCAACAUGUGUGGUUAUUCUAACGAAACUCUUUCAUUUUAUUAUUGUGGAUUAGAUGAUCAAGGACGUAGAACUGACCGAUUUGAACGUCCUGAACUUUCUGUUGGGAGUACUGAAUUUAUUGCAUCUGGAGAAUAUAUGGUAAGACCGCCUCAGCCUCCUGUAUAUUUUAUAGUUUUGGAUGUUUCAAUGCCAGCAGUAUCUUCAGGACUUGUUGAGACAGUUUGUUCAGCAGUAAAAAAUGCUAUAUUAUCUGAUAAAAUUCCAGGUGGAGGUAGAGCUAUGAUAGGUAUUAUCACAUUUGAUUCAUUUAUUCAUUUUUAUGAUUUAAAUAGUAAUCUUUCACAACCACAUAUGUUUGUUGUAUCAGAUUUGAAUGAUCUAUUUUUACCACUUUCUGAUGGUGUUUUGGUCAAUAUUGCUGAUUCUACUGAGCAAAUUGUGAACUUGUUAGAUAAUUUACCAAAUUUAUGGAGAAACAAUAGAGUUUCAGAGAAUUGCAUGGGAUCAGCAAUUAAAGCUGCUUAUAUGGCAAUCAGACAUAUUGGUGGAAAAGUCCUUUUAUUUUCAUCAGGAGCACCAACAGUUGGAGACCAAACAGUAAAACUGAAUCGUGAACAAAUGAGAAGUUCUGGAAAAGAAUCCAAAGAUGUUGAUAGAGAAGUUGAACUAUUAAAACCAGAAAAUGAUGGAUAUAGCAAUUUUGUUCAUGCACUUGUUAGAGCAUAUAUUAGUGUUGAUUUAUUCAUGUGUACUUCUCAAGCUAACGUAGAUUUACCCACAAUUUCUCCAAUUGUAAAAAAAACUAGUGGUGAUCUUACAUAUAUUUUUGGGUUCAACUCGUAUCUUCAUGGACAAAAACUUAGAGAGGAUAUAUUUUUAACCCUAACCAGAAAUUCUGCCUGGGAAGCUUGCAUCAGAUUUAGAGUUAGUCGUGGAUGGAAAAUAUCAAACUGGUAUGGUAAUUUCUAUUUUAGUGGAGUUGAUCUUCUUCUUGCUCCAAAUUGUCAUAGAGACCAAGCUUUUAGUAUUGUUAUUGAUAUGGAUGAAAAUGUGACAGUAGCUCCAGAUCCUUUUGUUUACAUUCAAGCAGCUCUUUUACAUACUAAUAGUGAUGGUGAAAGACGUAUUAGAGUUCAUACAAUGGCUUUACCAGUAACUCAGAAUUAUGUAGAUUUAGUAUCUAGUAUGGAUGUACAGGCAACAGUUUCAAUAAUUUGUCAGAAUGCAAUGGAAUUAAGUCUCAAAAGCAAAUUACUUGAUGGUCGUAAUUAUCUUCAGACAAUUUGUUCUCAAAUAAUUUUACCUCAAUCCAAUCAAAUAAUUGAAGCUGCUAAACAACUUCCACUUUAUAUACUUGGUGUACUUAAAUGUCCAGCUUUUAGAGAUUACAAAGAAGUUGCUCAGUCUGAUCACAGAAUUUAUCACUGGAUACGUCUAUCUAGUCUUAGACUAGAGUCUCAAAUGAUACUCUUUUAUCCAAGAAUGUUUUGUCUUUCUUCUUGGAAUCUUCAACAGCAGGAAACUGAUCAAUCACUAGUGCUUCCUCCUGCCUUAAAUUUGACAGCAGAAAAAAUGACACAGGCUGAUGCAUAUCUUUUAGAAGAUGGAGAAUCUAUGUAUCUUUGGCUUGGAAGAGCAAUUCCAACUGCUUUCAUCCAACAGGUAUUUGGUGUUGCAACUCUUGAUCAACUUCAUCCAGAUUAUGCUGAAACUGUCAUUGGAUCAACAGGUGACAAGCUCGGAGUAAAAGUUGCAAUUCUAAUCAAUAACAUCCGUGAACAAAGAAAACCACCAUUUAUGAAACUUCAUACCAUUAGGCAAGGUGAUCCUUUAGAGAACAAAUUUUUCCUUUCACUUAUUGAAGAUAAGACACAAGGCUUUAUGCUUUCUUACAACGACUUUUUGAAUAAAAUCCUUCCAAGGUCUAAUCCAAAUAUGUUGCAAAGAUAUCCUGGUAAUUAG
Cryptosporidium ubiquitum is the source of this 2631-nucleotide messenger RNA. RefSeq lists its product as uncharacterized. Gene Ontology annotation, cellular component: endoplasmic reticulum exit site; COPII vesicle coat. Lineage: Eukaryota; Apicomplexa; Conoidasida; Eucoccidiorida; Cryptosporidiidae. Gene Ontology annotation, molecular function: SNARE binding; zinc ion binding. The coding region runs from base 1 to 2631 and encodes 876 amino acids. The transcript has 2 exons. The record is from RefSeq and is a predicted model, not a curated record. Gene Ontology annotation, biological process: endoplasmic reticulum to Golgi vesicle-mediated transport; COPII-coated vesicle cargo loading; intracellular protein transport.